Messenger RNA from Conger conger (European conger), 2879 nucleotides. Its product is annotated as E3 ubiquitin-protein ligase TRIM35-like. The transcript is spliced from 6 exons. The coding region runs from base 299 to 1684 and encodes 461 amino acids. Gene Ontology annotation, molecular function: zinc ion binding; protein binding. The record is from RefSeq and is a predicted model, not a curated record. Lineage: Eukaryota; Metazoa; Chordata; Actinopteri; Anguilliformes; Congridae.
GGGUGUGCAGUUAGAAGCAAGUUCCAGUCAUCACAGUAUGCUUCAACAACCUGAGGGCUAUCACAGACUUCUAAAAGAAUUAUUAUGAAAAAACAAGCUGCAGUCGACAUAGGAUUGGAAAGACUGGCAUUAGAAGUGAGAUUAUAAUUUUUCAUAUAACUUUAAUAUUAUAUAACUUUUUAUUUUAUUUUAUUUUUUUACAUUUUCUGUAGAUUUUACAAAACGAGAAAGUUAAAUUAAAUCAUCGGCUGUAAGAAGCCAUUACAGGGCGCAAGGCUGAGGAAACGGUCAUACCAAAAUGGCUUCCAACUCGUCCGUGUCAGAAGAAGACCUCACCUGUCGAGUGUGCAACGACAUCUUCACCGACCCCGUCACCCUCCAGUGCAGCCACAGCGUCUGCAAAGACUGUCUGCAUGGGCGCUGGGCGGAUGGCGGGGCGGGAGAAUGUCCGUUCUGUCAGCGGAAGACCACGGAGGACCCUGCUUGCGACCUGGAUUUGAAGAACCUGUGCGAGGCCAUUUUAAAAAGCAGGAUCGAGAGAUCGGCGUCCGGAUCGGAGCCCCUGUGCACGCUGCACAACGAGACGCUGAAGCUCUUCUGUCUGGAUGAUGACGAGCCCAUCUGCGUCGUCUGUCAGACCUCGCAGCAGCACGAGAACCACAAACUGCGCCCCGUCAAGGAAGUGGUGUUGAAGUAUAAGGAGGAGGUCGACGGUGCUCUAAGGCCUCUGCAGGAGAAGCUGGAGUCCUUUAUCGCCGAGAAGCAGAAGAGUGACCAAGCAGCGGAUCUCAUCAAGAGUCAGGCUGAGUGCACAGCUAUACAAAUACACGAGGAGUUUGAGAAACUUCGCCAGUUUCUGCUGAAUGAAGAAGUGACCAGGAUCGCUGCACUGAGAGAGGAAGAGGAUCAGAAGAGCCAGAAGAUGAAGGAGAGGAUUGAAAAAAUGACAAAAGAGAUUUCAUCCCUGACAGACACGAUCAGAGCUUUAGAGCAGGACAUGAAAGCUGAUGAUAUCUCUUUCCUGCAGAACUACAAGGCCACAAAGAGCAGAGCCCAAUACAAAGUGCCUCUUCCAGAGAAGAUGCCAGGAGGGCAUAUCGAUGUGGCCAAACACCUGGGCAACCUGAAGUGCAGAGUGUGGGAGAAGAUGCAGGGGAUGGUUCAGUACACCACGGUCACCCUAGAUCCAAACACCAAAGGAGAUGAUCUCACCGUGUCUGAGGACCUGACCAGCCUGCAGUACAGAGGAGAGCCUGACACUGGCUCUCUGGACGACAUCUUAAAGUGCGUUGUGCUGGGGUCCGAAUCCUUCUCCUCUGGCAAACAGUGCUGGGAUGUGGAGGUCGGGGACAAUCCCGCCUGGGUUCUGGGGGUGGCUGAGAACUCCUCAGAUGCAGGCGAGCCGGGGGAAAUGUGGAGCAUUGGCUAUCGAGACGGGCAAUACGAAGCCAUGAAAUGCGGUGAGAAGACCACCAAGCUGACCGUCAGGAGAGACGUGAAGAGGGUCAGAGUGCAGCUGGACUGGGACAGGGGGAGGCUGUCCUUCUCCGAACCCACCAGCAACACCUCCCUGCACACCUUCAGGUGCAGAUUCACCAAGCGCCUCUUCCCCUUGUUCUUGGUGGCUUCCGACUGCGUUCCGCUGAGAAUCUGCCCGCUGAAGAUCUGCGUCACAGUGACAUAGCAGUGCUGUGCUGGGGACACAGAUCAGAGGUCAGCGGACGGAGAGGGCGUGGGUUGAUCUCACUGUCUGUGAUUACUGUAGUUUAGAUCAACCUAUCAUAUUCAACACCAAUCUAAAUCAGAGGAUAUACAGUGUGUGAUCGCACACGGGAAUAUGUCUUAGUGUGGAGAAGUGUGUACUUUAUGUAUGGAAUUGUACCCAAUCUACCCAAUCAGCUCAUUGAGCAGUAAAAUCAGCAUCAGCUCAGUUUUCUCUCAAAAUCAUUUCACCCUACCCUGCUCUCCAACCACAGCUCAUGCUGGCUCUUUGAUUGAAAGACUCAUCCCCCAAAGUCAAUGCUUUUAUUCAUGAAAUAAAUUCUCCAUUUGCCCUUAUCCUCCAAAUGGGAAGUCAGCUCAGACCAGUUGCCAGCUCAGUUGCGGUUCCGAGAUCCAGGCAGCUCUUCUUUCAGUUGUUUCAUUGUCCCAGUAGAUCAGUUAGUCAGUUAAGAUCGGUCAGUUAAAAUCUCUUUCAGUCUAUUGAGUCGAUGAGCUUCAUCCUUUUUUUAACCCCUUUGCGCAAAAUUCCCAAUCUGGCAACCCUCACCCAUUUUUGCAGUCUUCUACUUUGAGGCUUUGUAACUCCAGAGCUGAGACCUGGAUAGUGGAUUAUAUGUGGGGGCCACAUUGGCUCAGGCGGUAAGAGCAGUCGCCUGGCAGUCAGAGGGUCACCGGUUUGAUCCCCUGCCUUGGGUGUGUCAACACGUCCCUGAGCCCAACCCCCAAGUGCUCCUGACGACACUGAUGGUGUGUGUGAAUGGAUGAAUGGGAAUCAUCAGUUGAACAGCACUGUGGAUAAAGGCAGACAUGUACCACUUAAACUUGUGCAAUUUACAAUACUUAAUGUAGUCAAUUUAUACCUAAAUUAUGAAAACAACAUGCUAUAAAUACAACAAAUCCAAAAAAAAAAAAUUUAUCUCUUUAUUUUGCAAUGAGUAACAAACAGGAAACAGGCAGACCUAUACAUUUUCUGAAUCACAAACUCUUUGACCACAAGUGUGAAAAAUCUGAAGGUGAUAUGCAGCUACUACUAGAGAUACAUGAAGCAAAAUGUAAACAGUGUACCCUGUGUCCCUUAGUGUCUCCAAAUCUAUCAAGAAUGGCACAAUUGUAUAUUGCUGUAAAUAAUAAAAAAAUAUAUAUGCUUUUACUACAAA